Otolemur garnettii (small-eared galago) is the source of this 1687-nucleotide messenger RNA. It is a transcript of the gene TANGO2, whose product is annotated as transport and golgi organization 2 homolog. Bases 94 to 924 code for a protein of 276 amino acids. The transcript is spliced from 9 exons. The record is from RefSeq and is a predicted model, not a curated record. Gene Ontology annotation, cellular component: Golgi apparatus. Gene Ontology annotation, biological process: protein secretion; Golgi organization. Lineage: Eukaryota; Metazoa; Chordata; Mammalia; Primates; Galagidae.
UGGCGGCGGUACCGCGCGGGCGCGGCACCCGGAAGUCGGCGGCGGCUGAGGCGACCUUGUGGCCCGUAUGAGCAAAGCCACCCUGUGGCCGCCAUGUGCAUCAUCUUCUUUAAGUUUGAUCCUCGCCCUGUUUCCAAAAAUGCAUACAGGCUCAUCCUGGCAGCCAACAGGGAUGAAUUCUACAGCAGACCGUCCAAGUUAGCGGACUUCUGGGGCAACAGCAACGAGGUGCUCAGUGGGCUCGACAUGGAGGAGGGGAAGGAAGGAGGCACGUGGCUGGGCAUCAGCACACGGGGAAAGCUGGCGGCACUCACCAACUACCUGCAGCCACGGCUGGACCGUGAGGCCCGGGGCCGAGGAGAACUCGUGACCCAUUUUCUGACCACUGACAUGGACAGCUUGUCCUACCUGAAGAAGGUCUCUAUGGAGGGCCACCUGUACAACGGCUUCAACCUCAUAGCAGCCGACCUCAGCACAACGAGGGGAGAUAUCAUUUGCUACUAUGGAAACCGGGGGGAUCCUGAGCCUGUUGUCCUGGCGCCAGGGACCUACGGGCUGAGCAACGCACUGCUGGAGACGCCCUGGAGGAAGCUGUGCUUUGGGAAGCGGCUCUUCCAGGAGGCCGUGGAGCGGUGCCAGGCACUGCCCAAGGAUACCCUGGUUGCCCAGCUCCUGGAUGUGCUCAGCAAUGAAGAGGCACAGCUGCCAGACCCAGCCAUUGAGGACCAGGGCCAGGAGUACGUGCGGCCCUUCCUGAGCAAGUACUCGGCCGUGUGUGUGCGCUGCCCAGGCUAUGGCACCAGAACCAACACCAUCAUCCUUGUGGACACGGAUGGCCACGUGACCUUCACCGAGCGCAACAUGCUGGACAAGGACCCAUCCCGCUGGGAGACCAGUACCCAUGAGUUCACUCUGCAGAGCUAGCCCAACAAUCUGGGCGCAGCCAGCAGGCUCAGGGAAGGAUCACAGGCCAGUUUGGAAGGGAACCCUCCCCAGCCACACUGCACUGCCUGGGACUUGGCCGGCGUCUGCCAGGAUCAUGGACUUCUGAUUUGUGUGUGACCUAUCUUGUUCCCCGCACCCAGCUCAGGGUCUGCCCUUAUGCCAGUGGGGGACAGUGGAGCCCAACACAGGUCUGGGGCAGGACCAAGAGUGCUGUGAGCACAUGAAUACACCUGGGCCUCCCCUGCACACAUGUAAGAUACAUGCAUACGUGCCUCAUAGGCACGUGCACAGGUCCACCAUCCUGAGGCUCACGUGCAAAGACUCACGCACACACUUGUGUAUCUUUCCUCCUCAGGCACUGUUGGCCAGGUCAAAUGACAGAAGUCACCCCUCUCUGGGGGAACUGGGCAUGGAUUUGCUUCAGUCCCAACUACCAGACCUGCUCCUGAAGAGGACACCAGCCACAUUUGGACACAAGCACAAAGAAAGCCCAGUUGAUUCAGUGUCCUUACGUGUGCUGGAGUCUUGUGUGUUUGGACAGUCCUGUGUGUGCCAGGUGGUCUUUGUGUAUGUGGGGGGCUCUCAGACCCCUGCUUGCCCACCUGGGGCUGUGGGUUCUGGCCGCCCACCUUAGCAAUGGGCACAGCCAGCUCCUGCCCUCUUCCUCCUCCUUGCGAGCCAGACUUUGUAGGAGUCUGUACUUGAAUAUGAGCUGCUGAUAAUAAAACUCAGGCUGUGGUGA